Messenger RNA from Cercocebus atys (sooty mangabey), 2876 nucleotides. It is a transcript of the gene MOCS1, whose product is annotated as molybdenum cofactor synthesis 1. The record is from RefSeq and is a predicted model, not a curated record. Gene Ontology annotation, molecular function: cyclic pyranopterin monophosphate synthase activity; GTP 3',8'-cyclase activity; metal ion binding. NCBI's taxonomy places the organism in Eukaryota, Metazoa, Chordata, Mammalia, Primates, Cercopithecidae. Bases 64 to 2061 code for a protein of 665 amino acids. The transcript has 11 exons. Gene Ontology annotation, biological process: Mo-molybdopterin cofactor biosynthetic process.
GCGUCCUAGCUUAUUGGCUGCGCGGGUCCCGUCCUCCUCCCGCCCCUCCCCGCCCCUGCUGGGAUGACCCCGGGGGCGAGUGCCCGGCCAGUGUGCUCCCGAAGCCGGCUGUGGGCUGCGGCUCUGCUGGGGUCAGGCUUCAUGGCGGCGCAGCCGCUGUCCCGGAUGCUGCGGCGGCUCCUGAGGUCCAGCGCCCGGAGUUGCAGCUCAGGGGCUCCAGUGACACAGCCCCGCCCCGGGGAGUCCGCGCGAGCUGCCUCGGAGGAGCUGUCCAGGCGGAGGCAGUUCCUGCGGGAGCAUGUGGCCCCCUUCUCCGCCUUCCUCACAGACAGCUUUGGCCGGCAGCACAGCUACCUGCGGAUCUCCCUCACGGAGAAGUGCAACCUCAGAUGUCAGUACUGCAUGCCCGAGGAGGGGGUCCCGCUGACCCCCAAGGCCAACCUGCUGACCACAGAGGAGAUCCUGACCCUUGCCCGACUCUUUGUGAAGGAAGGCAUUGACAAGAUCCGGCUCACAGGCGGAGAGCCGCUCAUCCGGCCAGACGUGGUGGACAUUGUGGCCCAGCUGCAGCGGCUGGAAGGGCUGAGGACCAUCGGUGUUACCACCAAUGGCAUCAACCUGGCCCGGCUGCUGCCCCAGCUUCAGAAGGCUGGUCUUAGUGCCAUCAACAUCAGCCUGGACACCCUGGUGCCUGCCAAGUUUGAGUUCAUCGUCCGCAGGAAAGGCUUCCACAAGGUCAUGGAGGGCAUCCACAAGGCCAUCGAGCUGGGCUACAACCCUGUGAAGGUGAACUGUGUGGUGAUGCGAGGCCUUAACGAGGAUGAACUCCUGGACUUUGCGGCCUUGACCGAGGGCCUCCCCCUGGAUGUGCGCUUCAUAGAGUACAUGCCUUUUGAUGGCAACAAGUGGAACUUCAAGAAGAUGGUCAGCUAUAAGGAGAUGCUGGACACUAUCCGGCAGCAGUGGCCAGAGCUGGAGAAGCUGCCAGAGGAGGAAUCCAGCACAGCCAAGGCCUUUAAAAUCCCUGGCUUCCAAGGCCAGAUCAGCUUCAUCACGUCCAUGUCUGAGCAUUUCUGUGGGACCUGCAACCGCCUGCGAAUCACGGCUGACGGGAACCUCAAGGCAGGAGCCAGCUGGAGUGGGGGCCACCGGGUGAAGUCCACAGGAGGAACCUCUUUGUUGCAGAGAAGGGAACCUGGAGACUGGCUGGGGAAGGGAGGACAGGGAAGGAGUUACGCUCCUCAGAGGGCCAGGGAGGCCCCCAAGGCUCCGUCUUGCUUCUUUUUUUCUUGCCUUGCAGAGUUAUUUUUGAUGUUCCACGAUUCCCCACCAGCCAAUCCAAGCAUUUCCUCCUGGGACCCCCUCCAUGUUCAGGGUCUAAGACCCAGAAUGAGUUUCUCCAGCCAGAUGGUCACUUUAUGGAAAGGAUGCAGGGUCCCCCAGGCCCUUCUGCUAGCCCAGCAGCGGCUGGGGUCUGGCUGCUUUCAGAGACACUACACUUCCCAUGCAGACUCAGAUGCCAACUCAAAGUGCCUUAGCCCAGGUUCCUGGGCUCCUGCUGCCCCCUCAGGACCCCAGCUAACCUCAGAACAACUAACUCAUGUGGACUCGGAAGGACGGGCAGCUAUGGUAGAUGUGGGCAGGAAGCCAGACACAGAGCGGGUGGCUGUAGCUUCAGCCGUGGUCCUCCUGGGGCCUGUAGCCUUCAAGCUUGUCCAGCAGAACCAGCUCAAGAAAGGAGAUGCCCUGGUGGUGGCCCAGCUGGCUGGAAUCCAGGCAGCCAAGGUGACCAGCCAGCUGAUCCCUCUGUGCCACCACGUGGCCCUGAGUCAUGUCCAGGUGCAGCUGGAGCUGGACAGCACACGCCAUGCCGUGAGGAUCCAGGCAUCUUGCCGGGCUCGGGGGCCCACCGGGGUGGAGAUGGAGGCCCUGACCGCUGCUGCAGUGGCCGCCCUCAGCCUGUAUGACAUGUGCAAGGCUGUCAGCAGGGACAUUGUAUUGGAAGAGAUCAAGCUCAUUAGCAAGACUGGCGGUCAGCGGGGGGACUUCCAUCGGGCUUAGCGCCUGCCCUUCUUACCCAUGGCCCACCCAGACCUGGAGCUGGGAUGCAAUUUAGGCUGAAGGAAAGAUGUCAGGUUCCUUUAAUCACAGUCACUGUUUACCUUGAGCAGUAAAUCCGAAGUCAGCCUGCUCUACUACUAACAGGCCUGCUACUAGAUGAUCUCUAAUCAUCUAGGUGGGGCUUCCUUUCUAUAGGGAGGAUACCAGCAGGCUCUUAAGCCUUCCAGGACACUAAGGUCAUGGGAGCAGGACUACAACAAGCAAUGCUGGAUAACUGAGAAAUCAUGUUCUUUGUGGACUAUUUCAGACAACCAGUUUCCGACAGUCCAGCCCAGAACUUUUCCUUCUCCUUUUGGGUUCUCUCUUCUCCUACUUUCCUGGGGAGAGAUUAAGGGCUUAUUAAGCAGAGGGGCCCACUUUGAGGAGAGCAAAGCACAAGUUUGCCUGAGGAAUGCAUCCCAACUUCUCCCCAGCAGCUCUGCCUCCCUGUCUGUGAAGCUGCAGCCCUGCCCCGUCCUGACUUCAUCUCUCCUUCUGCCCAAGUCUGUGUCCCAUCAGACUUGCUCAGCUUAACAGUUGCCCGGUCCUGCUGGUCCCCUUUCCUCAGGCCUCCCUCCUCUGAAACAGGAUGUGCACACGUGGGCCACAGCCCCAAGGACUCCUCCUGGACUACACAGCCCACACCUGGCCCUGCUCACGGCUGUUCCACCCACCCCUCUUCAUUCUGGAGCAUACCAGGGAAAGAAGAGUUGACGAUAGAUUGCCUUCACCCUCACAGCGCACAAAUAAAGCUACGAUGCCAACUUCUUUGCAGA